CGGCCGUGUCUCCACGCGUCACCCAAUCCAGCCAUCCGCCGGAACCCAGGUGCGCCACAGCUCGUGUUUCCCCAGCCGCGAGCUCUCUCCGGCCGAGCUCGCCCAAACGAAUGGCAGCCACAUCCGUCGCCUCCGCCCCGCGCCCGCUCCGCGCGACGCCGCGCCGGCAGCCCGGCGCGCCCUGCCACCACCACCACGCCGCGCCUCUCCACGCCCUCCGCAGGCCGCGCCUCGCCGUCUCGGCCUCAACCACCGACGAAGCCAGCGGCGCCUCCUCCUCCUCCUCGUCGCGGUUCUACUUCAACUUCACCGGCUUCCCCUUCCCGCUCGGCCCCUUCCUCAACCGCCGCACCACCCGCACCGAGGCGGUGAAGGGCAGCGUAUGGCUGUUCGAGCAGGAGCAGGCGCUGGGCUUCAGCAGUGUCUCCACCAACACCCGCAUGACCGUCGUCAAGCUGCGCUCCGGCGGGCUCUGGGUGCACGCCCCCAUCGCCCCCACCAAGGAAUGCAUCCAGCUGAUCAAGGAGCUGGGCGCGCCGGUGGAGCACAUCGUGCUGCCGACCUUCGCGUACGAGCACAAGAUCUUCCUCGGCCCCUUCUCCAGGAAGUUCCCCGGGGCGCAGGUGUGGGUGGCGCCGCGCCAGUGGAGCUGGCCCGUCAACCUGCCGCUCGAGUUCUUCGGGGUCUUCCGCUCCAAGCCCCUCGAGGACGAGGACGAUGCCACGCCCUGGGCCGCCGAGAUCGAGCAGAAGGUGCUCAGCUCGCCGGAAGUUGGCAUUGGGCCGUACGUGGAGGUGGCGUUCUACCAUAAGCCUUCCAGGACAUUGCUGGUGACGGAUGCUGUGAUUUUUGUUCCUCGGCAGCCGCCCGAUUGCAUCAGCAAAGAGUCCUUGUUGGCAGCUGCCAAGAACGGCUUGGCGGUGAAGAUACUAAGCAAAGGGAGAGAGGUUCCUGAUGAUCCUGUUGAGGACAACAAGCUGACCCGGCAGACAGGAUGGGAGAGGAUGGUACUUCAAAUACUGUUUCUUGGCCCCUCAAAUCUUCUGGAACCGAACGCGAGCUUCGCCCAAAUGUCACAGAAACUGAUCGUUUCACCAAUCGUGAAGACGCUCGUUUUCAGCAAAGUUCCAGAAAAGGUGAGGGACUGGGUGGACAGGAUCGCCGCAGACUGGCCCUUCCGGCGGAUCAUCCCGGCGCACUUCGCUGCCCCGAUCAACGCGAGCCGGUCCGAUUUCCUGGCCGCCUUCGCCUUCCUCGACGAGUUCCUCCCGGACCGCCCCGCCGCGUCGCCCAGCCUGUCCCUCAUGUUUGCCUCGCUCAUGGGCAAGGCGGCCAGCUACUUCCCGCCGGACGACAUGAAGACGCUCUCCUCGCUCGACGACUUCCUGGUCUCCGUUGGGGCAGUCAAGAAGACCGUCUCCGGAAGAAAGCGAUGAGACAUGCCAGAGAAACCGCUGCACUGUCCAUAGUUUUGUCACAAAGAAAAACGUCACUGGUUACACCAGUUGCUGCUGUAAAUGAUCAAGUUUAUCCACAUUGCUGCAGAAUGCGUGUAUAGAGUUAGUUACAUACGUA
Hordeum vulgare subsp. vulgare (domesticated barley) is the source of this 1575-nucleotide messenger RNA. RefSeq lists its product as uncharacterized. Bases 111 to 1436 code for a protein of 441 amino acids. NCBI's taxonomy places the organism in Eukaryota, Viridiplantae, Streptophyta, Magnoliopsida, Poales, Poaceae. The transcript has 6 exons. The record is from RefSeq and is a predicted model, not a curated record.